GGAGGAGAGAGGUUUGACACGCUCACAGACCUGGUGGAGCACUAUAAGAAGAACCCCAUGGUGGAGAAAUCUGGAGCUGUCGUUCAUCUGAGGCAGCCGUUCAACGCCACGCGCAUCAAUGCAGCCAACAUUGAAAACAGAGUGAAGGAGCUGAACAAGAUGGCAGAUCACAGCGAGAAGGCCAAGCAAGGGUUCUGGGAAGAAUUCGAGAUGCUGCAGCAGCAAGAGUGCAAGCUCCUUUACCCCAGGAAGGAGGGACAGCGACCGGAGAACAAGGCUAAGAAUCGCUACAAGAACAUCCUUCCCUUUGACACCACACGGGUGGCACUCCGAGACGUAGAUGAGAGCGUGCCGGGUUCGGACUACAUCAAUGCCAACUACAUCAAGAGCAUCCCUGAAGAUGGAAGGAACCCGGAGCACUGCAAGGUCUAUAUAGCCACCCAGGGCUGCCUGCAGACAACAGUGAACGACUUCUGGGUCAUGGUGUAUCAAGAGAACAGUCACGUCAUUGUCAUGACAACCAAGGAGGUGGAGCGGGGCAGGAACAAAUGUUUCCGUUACUGGCCAGACAAGGGUUGCACCAAGGAGUAUGGAUGUGUCUGCGUGCGGAACGUGAGCGAGCGGGAGGCCCAGGGCUACUACCUUCGGGAGCUGGAGAUCUUGCGGAUCGACAGGGAUGAGCGCCCCAGGCUGGUGAAGCACUAUCAAUAUUUUAGCUGGCCAGACCACGGGGUGCCCAACGAGCCAGGAGGGGUUCUGAGCUUUCUGGACCAAGUGAAUCGGGCACAGCGAAGCAUUCCGGACACGGGGCCGAUCAUCGUGCACUGCAGUGCUGGAAUAGGACGCACGGGCACCAUCAUAGUGAUAGAUAUUCUGGUGGAUAUUAUUCACAGGCAAGGUUUGGACUGCGACAUCGACAUCCCCAAAACCAUCCAGAUGGUGCGCAGGCAGCGCUCGGGCAUGGUGCAAACAGAGGCACAGUACAAGUUUGUUUACAUGGCGGAAAAAACUGAGCAGAAGAGGUUGGAAGAAGAACAGAGGAGUAAAAGGAAAGAGCGAGACUACUUGAAUAUCGGCUACUCCCCUAUGGAAAAAGGCAGAGGCAAAGGGCAGCCCCCCUCGCCACGGACCCCGUCUGUGGUUGACGAUGAGUCAGCUUCCGUCUACGAGAACCUUAACAUCAAAAGCCCAAAGGUUUCGGGGAUGAGCAAUACAGGGCGAUAA
Molecule: messenger RNA, 1224 nt
Organism: Apaloderma vittatum (bar-tailed trogon)
Lineage: Eukaryota; Metazoa; Chordata; Aves; Trogoniformes; Trogonidae
Product: tyrosine-protein phosphatase non-receptor type 11-like
Biological process (GO): protein dephosphorylation
Molecular function (GO): protein tyrosine phosphatase activity
Source: RefSeq, a predicted model, not a curated record